Molecule: messenger RNA, 4060 nt
Organism: Gigantopelta aegis
Lineage: Eukaryota; Metazoa; Mollusca; Gastropoda; Neomphalida; Peltospiridae
Product: testis-expressed protein 9-like
Exons: 12
Coding region: 1-1188 (395 amino acids)
Source: RefSeq, a predicted model, not a curated record
AUGGCGGAAAUGUCGUCGAAAGAAAAUUCUACGAGAGCUUCACGCCCGUCUUCGGGAAGAAGAUCAGCGUCGGGUACGAAGAACAACAAUGUCACAAAAACAUCAGAUAUAUACAGCAAGGAAGAGGAGUACAAGCGACUUAAUGAAGAACUGGAAGUUAAAACAGCCAAUUUGGUUCGGGAAGCUGAAGAAGUUAUGCGAGAUCAGGAGUCAGUCCUGUCCAAGUCAAGACUGCUGGAUAACAUCAACACAGAUACGUUCCUCAAGGAAUUUGAUGAUGACCUCACUGGUCCAAAUGAAGCCAUGCCAAGACGGCCUAUAUCCCAUCCGAGUUCAAAAGUGUCCAAUCAGAUCAGACCAGGGUCAAGAUCAAAGAAACCAGGCCUACCGAGGACACGACCAAAAAGUCGCUCCAAGUCUAACCUUGCUGAUGACGUUGCCACGCUCGAUGAGACGUUCAUGACGGAGUUUCGAGAGAUGUCCAUGGCCGAGGCGAUAUCUCACAUCGAGGGAAACGUGGAUGACGACAGCUUGGUCAACGUCGAUGACGACAUUAUUCCAGCAGCAGCAGCUGACAUGGGGACAGAGGCGACGAUUCGGUUUCUCAAAGCCAAGCUGCGUGUGAUGCAGGAGGAGCUUGACAGACUGACACAGGAAUGUCAUAAAAAGGAUGAAGAGAGCAAUCGGCUUGCUACCAGACUGAAGGACUUGGAGGAGGAGAGGGGCCGUCUGGUUAGAACGGGCGCGUCUCAGCAAACACAGAUCGACAAAUACAAAAAGAUGGCAGAGGACGCCAAAAACAAGUCCGAAAGUGCUGAGACUCAGCUGGCGGGACUGAGGAAGGAGCUAGAACAGAUAAAACGCACUCAGAAACAGCAGACGUCCACACAGAGUGCUACGGAGGUGCGGCUGAAUCGAGCUCUCGAAGAAAUAGAAAAAUACAAGGAACAGCUACUGAAGUUCAAAUCUUCGUCAAAGGACACGUCAGAGCAGGAGAAGAAGAGACUAGAACAGCUGCUGUUGGCGAACCGGAGACUGGAGAAACAGAAGAACGAACUGAUGACGGGCUUCAAGAAACAGCUCAAACUUAUUGACAUACUCAAGAGACAGAAGAUGCACGUAGAAGCUGCGAAGAUGCUGCAGUUUUCUGAAGAAGAGUUUGUCAAGGCCUUGGAAUGGGGGAGCUAGUAUUAAUGCAAACACACACUGCACAGCAGGGCCCGGUAACACCUGCGUCAGAGGUACACCACACAUUAUGUAACAUUAUUUAUGGUGUACGUCUGACGUAAGUGUUACGAUUGCUUUAUGUUACCAGGCCCACAUUAGCAGAUUCCAUUUGAAAGAAAGCCAUUAACCCUUUCACUCCUUGGGUCUCUUUGACUAACAAGAUGUCAGAUUGAAAAUGGUUUCAAAGGGUUAAAACAUUUUGUGAACUGGAUCUCGAAGAAAAAGGACUUAACUUGCAUUUAAAGAAAAUCCUGGACAAGUGGUUUCCUACAUCGAGCAGGCACCUAAGUCAGUGUUACUAUUUUUCUACAAUCACAUUAUUAUGUAGCAACCUAUUUUUUUUUUCUAACUGGGCUGAGUUCAGCCAGACUGAGCAGAAAAACGUCCGCUAGACUGGUUUAUGCACUUUAUGUUAAACCAAAUGGUCACAUCGGGAACCAAUCAAAUAGUUCGCGAACACUGGCGAAACGUUCACUGGCUAAACUCUGGGGUAGGUAUUGGUGGUGUACGAUGAAUGAAUCAAUGAAUGUUUAAUGGCGCCCCAGCACAAAAAAAUACAUCGGCUAUUGGGUGUCAGACUACAAUGUAUGGUACAUAUGCGUACAUGAAGUAAUGAUCCACAUCAAUGUAACAAUUCAAGAAUCAGAUUAAAACAUGGUGUAACUAACUGUGCAACAAUACAAAUAUCACAGAUACGUUCGGUUGUGUAUUGUGGUUAAGACAUCAGACUAAAGGCUGGUAGAUACUGGGUUUGCAUCUCGGUACCGGCUCACACUCGGAACUCUGAAUUUUAAUAUGUCAACGGGAAGGACUACACCAAAUUCUCUCUCACUGACCACUAACAAACCCACUGUCCUGGACAGACUGCCCAGGUGUGUGCCCAGGACAGCGUGCUUGAAUUUAUAAUUAGAUAUAAGCAUUACAAUAAAGUUCAAAUGAUAUUUCACCAGUUUUAAGAGGCCAUUUUAAAAUAUUUCUUUGGUGUAAAAUUUGCAUGGAUCUGCAAAUCUCAUUUGCACAAGAGUAUAAGCAGUCUUUUAGCCACAAUAAGCAGUCUUAGCCACAAUAAGCAGUCUUUUAGCCACAAUAAGCAGUCUUAGCCACAAGCAAAAUCAAGGUGAGGGGUCGAUCACUCUCAUGAAGUGGUGCGAGACGAGCAUUCACAUUAAGUUUUAAAGAAAAAUUAUUAGAACUUUUUUUAUUGCAAGGCAAACAGUUUGUCACUUACUUAAAACUUUUCAGGUUAGUGUGGGGUGUGCACAUCUUUUCUGUCCAUACUGGCAUGAACCAAAAAACAUAAUUGUGGUCAAUUGUAAAAGGCACACAGUACCUAGUUUCAACUCGUAAAAAAUGGACACCAAGUUUAGUUGAUGUACAAACCUGUAACACAUUUGGAUAAAGUUAAAAUGGGAGUGAAAGAAGAGUCUGUGAUGUUAAAACUGGAAAAUAUCCUUAAAAAAUAGACGAGAACUCUAAUCAAUACCCGCUACUUCUCGGAUGCAUGUGUGUUUUUAAAAAUAUGAAAAAUGCAUUUUGUGAUAUUAGAAACAACAGGAUGACCAGAAACACUUCAAUUUUACGGAAAUGGAUAAUCUAAACAAUAAAAUAUAAGUAAUGUUUGAUUUCAAUGAUCAUAAACGGCUCUAAUAGUGAAAAAUAUGCUGUAGUGUUUAAAAACUGGGGUCUGUCCCUUUAAUUGAAUCCAUAGACAUUGCCCUAUUUUUGGUGACUGUUUAACAUUUUCUCUAAGUGACGUUCUUUCAGAAUGGCUCACAGACUGCUGUCAGAAGCUGUGGUAUGUGCUGUCCUGUACAUGUGAAAGUGCCUGUAAAUUGUGUUCAGUACAUUCCAUCAGUGACCCACAGAACUGAGACUGACACUCAUGCUGGUGUUAUUUAUUUAUUUAUUUAUUUAUUUACGAGUGUUCAGGUUUUUACAAUAAUCAUUCGACAGUUCAUGUACAUGUAAUACAAGCCUGGGCCCAAUUUCACAAACCAUCGUAAGCCCAAUUUUGCAUGUGAAUGUAAAUCUACAACUAAACCACAAUUCUUAUUACUAUUAUAGUACAGCAAAUAUUGUUAGAAACACAUAUUUCAUUUUCUUUUGUCCUUAAAAUAUUUUCCGUAAUGAUGUAAUUUUCUUCGUGAAAUAGAUGCCAAACACUUGUAAAUUUCUGCCUGGUAUAGCUGAUAGUCUCAGACAUAAACUUAAGAUGUUUUGUGAAAUUGCCCCCUGCACUGUUAUGCCAUCCAAUUUGAAUUUUUUUUUUUUUUUCAACACUCAUUAAAACAUUACUGAUUUGUCUUCAUCACUAGAAAAUCAUCCAUUUAACUCGCGUGUUGUUCAGUUUUUUACCAUAAUCAUUUGACAAUUCAUGUAGCAUGUCCAAUAUUGUGCCGUCCAGUGCGAUUGUUUUGUUUAAUAUUUUAAAUAAACUUGUUAACAUAUCUCUAAAAAAUGAACUGAUUUUUUUGUCAGUUUUAAACAUUAUCCAUUCAAGUUAUAUGUACAUGUGCUUAUUCAGGUGUUUUUUUUACCAUCAUUAUUUAACAAUUUAUGUAAUACAUGUCUGUACUAUUGUGCCAUUCAGUUCAAUUAUUUUGUUUAAUGUUUUAAAUAAACUCCUUAAGUAUCUCUAUAAAAUUAAUUAAUUUGUUUAUCACCAUAGACAUCCAUUCAAUUAGCAUGUGCAACACAUGCUGGGGUUUUUUACCAUCAUUCAGGGCUUCUAGAUUAUGGCAGCCCCAUUCCCAUGGCUAGUGAUAUUCAAUGUUGGGCUAGUAAAUAUCUACUAUUGCCAUGCCAGACAGGGCUUCUAGAUUAUGGUAGCCCC